This is a messenger RNA of Brettanomyces nanus, 4005 nucleotides long. RefSeq lists its product as uncharacterized. Gene Ontology annotation, cellular component: DNA ligase IV complex. Gene Ontology annotation, biological process: DNA recombination; nucleotide-excision repair, DNA gap filling; double-strand break repair via nonhomologous end joining. The coding region runs from base 1 to 4005 and encodes 1334 amino acids. The record is from RefSeq and is a predicted model, not a curated record. The transcript has 3 exons. Gene Ontology annotation, molecular function: DNA binding; ATP binding; DNA ligase (ATP) activity. NCBI's taxonomy places the organism in Eukaryota, Fungi, Ascomycota, Pichiomycetes, Pichiales, Pichiaceae.
AUGUCUGAUGAAGCUCAGUUGGUCUCAUUCAGCUCCUUGGUUGUAUCAAAGCCCCAGAAUCAUGGCGGACUUCCGAAAUUCAAACAGUUAGUGGAUGAUCUUUUUUUGCCUGUUGAGAGAAUCACUAGAAACCUUCAGCUCGGGAUAAGCUUGAAGAAAGCAGACGUCAUAGAGAGAUUUAUUCGCAACUACCGUCAAACUGUUGGUAACGAUAUAUUACCAGUUGCGCAUUUAUUUUUCCCUAAAUGGGACAGGGACCGUGUCUACAUGAUGAAAGAGUACAGACUCGGCCACCUUGUAUGCCAAUACUUGAACUUGGGGAAGAACAGCGAUGAUUACAAGACAAUUGCGAACUGGAAACGGCUCUCCUAUAAUAGGGUUCAUGCUACUGUCAAGUUUUCAGAUUUGCUUGUAAAAGUGAUUCUCGAAAGAAGAGUUCGACCGGUAAUCAAAGAUUCACUGGGAGUCGAUGACAUCAAUGAUAUGCUAGAUAAAUUGCAAGGAUUUGCCCAGGAUUCAAAACUCGAUCAGAUGAAGUUGAUUAAAGAAGCUAUAGAUAGGCUGACCGACAGCGAGCUACGUUUCUUCUUUCGAAUCGUACUCAAGACUGAUCCUAUAGGCUCAGAAAGCGUGUUCUUACGAUGCUGGCAUCGAGAUGCUAAGAAAUUGUAUGACUUGACUCAUGAUCUCAAACUGGUUUUCUGGGGGCUUAGUGAUCCCAAUUUUCAGCUUUCGGAUAAGGAAAAGGAAAUACAGUUGAUGCUUCCAUUUACUCCUCAGAGAUGUCAGAGAGUUAGAGACCAAUACGUUAAAAUUCCAUCCGAGAACUUUAACGAUGGGCCGUUUUUUAUUGAAGAGAAGUUCGAUGGAGAGCGUAUUCAAGUUCAUAUUAAGCGGGUAGAUGGAGAGAGAUUUCAGUUCAAGUAUUACACCAGGAAUGCGAUGGACUACACAUCAAUUUACGGCGAGUUUUCGACGUCUUUAAGAGGUUGUUUGUCACCAUUUCUAGGUCCUGAAAAUUUUGACUUACAUAUGCACAGUUGCAUAUUGGAUGGAGAAAUGAUAUGCUAUGAUCCAAUAUUAAAAGUUCCACUUCCCUACUCUGUGCUUAAGACGUCUGCACUACACUCUCUUUCAGCUAAACCUGGAAGUAAAAAUCCUCAUCCUAUGUUUGUAGCCUUUGACUGUGUCUUUGUGAAUGGCGAGUCGCUUGAGAAGUAUCCACUUGAGCGCCGAAAGAAGGUUUUGAGUUAUGUGUUGAAGAAACCUAUUGCAAAUUUAUUUGUGGCGGCUGAUUUUAUUGUUGCUCGGACUGGUGAUGAGAUCGAGAAAGCCAUGGACAGAGCGAUUGGCAUGGAUUCAGAAGGUUUAGUUCUCAAAAGCAUACAAUCCAAAUACGACAUAGGAGCCACUACGAAGCAAUGGAUCAAAAUCAAACCGGAAUAUUUGGAAGAGUUCGGUGAGAAUUUGGAUUUGGUAGUGGUUGGAAAGAUUCCUGGCAUUAAGAGUUCCUUUUUAUGUGGUCUAAGGGACGAUAAUGAUUCAGGCUGUAAAUUUAUGACAUUGUGCAAAAUAUCCAACGGGUUUUCUCAAGAUGAUUAUAGACACAUUGAUAGGGUAACGGCAGGAAAGUGGAAGGACAUCAACAUGGAUCCGCCUAACGAUAAUUUAGUAAAGUUCGGGAAGACUUUGCCUGUUGUUUGGAUAGACCCAAGAGAUUCAGUAGUAAUUGAAGCAAGAGCAAGGUCCAUCACUAGGCAGCCAGAGCAGGAAUUUUACGCUACCGAUACCACGCUAUACAACGCUUUUUGUGUGAAGAUACGUACCGAUAAAGACUGGAAAACUGCAAGUACCUUGAAAGAAUAUGAACAGUCUUCAAAUCAGUCGAAACUCUACAAUGCUCAGAAUGUUAUUGGGAAUGAGUCUAAAAAGAGAAGGAUAGGGUAUCCAAGCAAGAAGAUAACAAUGCUUCAAAAAUUGAAUGAAGAGUACGAGGUAGGCGGUUUGGCACCUAAGAGCAACCUAUUUGAGAGUUACAUUUUUAGUAUUAGAACAGAUUGCAUCUAUCUGGGAAAGCUGGUAAGAAUAAGAGAGCUUAACCAGAUUGUUAGUGAUAAUGGGGGAGCUUUAGCACGUAAUCCUGAAUCGGUCGUGCUAGAUACUGAUAAGCACGAGAGGCUAAUGGUUAUAGCGGAGAAAAUGACUAUUGAGGUGAAAGAUCUCAGCAAUAAGUAUAACGUGUUUCGGUUCAAGUGGUGCGAAGAUUGCCUAGCAGUAAAGGAAUUGAUAGAGCCAGAUUUGACACAUAUACUAGUUGCUGAACCGAGCUUGGAAGAAGAUUGCCGUAAGAGACUUGAUAAAUUUGGAAAUAACUUGGUAACUCCUUUGACUGAGUAUACAUUAUGGAAAAUGGUGCCAUCCGAGGAGAGAAAUGAAGUGAACUUGAGCCAAGAGGAAUUGAAUCGGUAUCACAGUUUCUUCGUUUUCUACAAAAUGAAGUUUAAGGUGAUAUUCUCCGCAGAAAAUGCGAGAAUUGGUUCAAUUGUUGCACAAGAAAUUGAAAUCAACGGCGGAAAGGUGUGCGAGAGCUUGGAAGAAGCGUCAAUGAUUGUGGUAGUACUCUUCAAAGUGGAUAAGCAGAAUAGUUUCGAAUCAUACUCUAGCACAACAGCUAUAGUACAACGAACUAUGAGGCAAAGAAAUGAACUACGAAAGCUUUGCAAAAGAAUACCAAGAGUUGUUUCACACAGCUACAUUCGUGCUUGUACAACUAGCAGCUCACUUGUAGAUCCUGCUGAAUAUAAACGCGCUCAGUUCGCGGACCUCGAGGCUUGCGAGCAAAUAGAAAAGCUAGGAAAGGAUGGAUGUCUUGUCAUCCCACCUAUUAUCAAGGCUUCAGUGGUGGACGAUACUGACGUGCCUGGAAAUGUGUCGACGUUGAAGAUAGCGAGGAACGAGAAGUAUGCCAUUGAAUUUACCAAAGAUGAACCUGUUAUGGAGACAUUGGGCAAUCCAAAAUCGACAUUAUCACUUACAAUUCCUCCAUCUGUUCCCGUUUAUGUGAAGAGAGGGUCUCUCAUAUCUAUAUUCAUGGCUGAUUCUGGUGCUAAUCUAGAUACCGCGGUAACAAGCACCUUGAGAAUCAACCAACCUAUUAGGAGGUUUCUUUAUGGGGGAUUCACAUCUACAUAUCAAAGGUUGUUAUCUACGGUAUCAUUGAAUUUGAUGAUCUCCGCAUAUUCCAAAGGAGGUCCCUUAUCUUCUUUCAUGUUCAGUACUAAGGCUCAGUCGACCAAGACUUUCUGUAAUAUUGCUAUGGAUGGAACGAUGGAUUGGGCUUUGCUUGAUCCCAAGUCUUUGCACGUGUAUACGGGUAACAAUCUGUUGGUCACAAGUCAGAUGCUUCCCAAAAAGACAAAUGGGAAGAAGAAGUUAGACACCGGGUUAUAUAGUCUUUUCCAGUCGGGUUAUACGCUAUUGACUGGAAGAGGAUACGUUUCCUUGGUUGGAUCUGGAUCUAUCUUCAAGCUUGGAUUGGCUCGAGAUGAGGAGAUCUACAUCAAGCAGGCUAAUUUGUUGGCCACGACGAUAAAAGAUGUCAGUGAGCUUUCUUCGGGAUAUUUCAUUGGCAAGAAUAUAGACAAUAAGACUUUUGCGAAAUCUGUGAAGGUCAAAGCCAAGAAGGAGGUGGGAUUGGGGGAAUUGGAAACUACAAAGAGUCGCUUGUCGUGGUUUGGUGCAUUCAAAUCCAUGUUAGUUAAAGUUUUGUCCAUUCUAGCUUCUAGCCAAGCAAGAGUGAGCAAAUUGGUUGCUUUUAAUGGGAGAUAUAUCAAAGUUAAAGGUCCAAGGACGCUUUUGAUACAGACCAGCUCGGGAUUGGACAAAUUUGUGUAUAACAGUACAUUACUAGGGAGAUCUAAAUUUCGAGGAAGUAUUACUGACGUGGAAAAGUUUAUCAGGAAUAAGCAACAGCUCAGUAAGCCAGAGACUGAGAUUCACAAAUAA